CAAACCCCACACACAUUCACUCUCUCUCUCUCACUAAACAAUUUCACCUUCAUCUUCUUCUCCUCCUUUCUCUCUCUAAAUUCCCACCAUUUCCAUGGCUGCAACUCGUGAAGGUCAUUACAGAGGAGUAAGAAAGCGUCCAUGGGGUCGUUACGCAGCUGAGAUACGUGACCCUUGGAAGAAGACACGUGUUUGGUUAGGCACUUUUGAUACACCUGAAGAAGCUGCUCUUGCUUACGACGGCGCCGCUCGUUCUCUCCGCGGUGCUAAAGCCAGAACCAACUUCCCGGCGGCGCCUCCUCUUCCUUUUGACCUCAACCUUAAUCCCUCAGUUGAUCAUCAUCACCGAUUGACUUCUUCUUCGUCCUCCGCCCGUAGGCUUAUGAAUAUAGGAGAGUUCUUACAAGUUGGUCAUCCAGUACUCAAAGACGUCGUUGGACCGCCGCCGCCUCCAGUAUUUAACUUGCCGGUCUCCGGCGUAGCUCCGGCAAAGGAGAAUGAGAGUGGCCCCGCCGCCAAGUAUUUUGGGAUUGUGAGACGUGGGUUGCCUAUUGACUUGAAUGAACCGCCGCCGUUGUGGAUGUGAAGCCGGCUAUGACUUCUUAGUGUAAUUCCUAGUUUUCUUUUUUCGUUCUCUCUAUUUUCAAGCUUUUGAGAGAAGGGUAAGUUCUACUAAUGAAGAAAAGAAAAAAAAAGAGAAAAAGAAGUUUCCUUGAGGUAUUUAUGUUAUUACGUACGAGGAAGCAUUAUUAUGUAUAUACAUGUUUCUUGUAUUUUAGAUCCUUUUCUAUCUUUUUUGUAGAAUGGUUAUCAUAAAACUGUGCCCAAGACUUUGUGGUCUAAUUUCAUCGUUUUCUUGUGUUUCUGUA
Molecule: messenger RNA, 869 nt
Organism: Nicotiana tabacum (common tobacco)
Lineage: Eukaryota; Viridiplantae; Streptophyta; Magnoliopsida; Solanales; Solanaceae
Product: ethylene-responsive transcription factor 12
Biological process (GO): regulation of DNA-templated transcription
Molecular function (GO): DNA-binding transcription factor activity; DNA binding
Source: RefSeq, a predicted model, not a curated record